This is a messenger RNA of Ascochyta rabiei, 291 nucleotides long. RefSeq lists its product as uncharacterized. The transcript has a single exon. Bases 1 to 291 code for a protein of 96 amino acids. The record is from RefSeq and is a predicted model, not a curated record. NCBI's taxonomy places the organism in Eukaryota, Fungi, Ascomycota, Dothideomycetes, Pleosporales, Didymellaceae.
AUGCCGCACUUGCAGCCGCUGACCGUUCGAGCAGAACCGACCGCCGCAUUGGGUCGUCCUCCGCACCACUCAGGCACCCUGUUUGAGCAGGAUCCCCUUCUUGCUUCGUUCGUCGUGUAUGGUGUUCUCGUGAAAGGCGUUGGAGGAGAAGGGAUAUGCGAGGUCAGCGGUAAGGGUGGCGAUGAUGGGGUCCUAGCUGAGGGAGUGCUUCUGUGCUACAUGUCGGUGCGUUCCAAGGUUGCUUUUUCUGACCUGCACUUCUACAUGUCUUCACACAUAAAUACCAUAUGA